AUCACGUGAUCAUUGCUAAGUCGCCAUUUUGGGGAGGAGAGAAAAAUCAGGGAAUGAACUGGGUAGUUUUGACUUAAAAUUAGAAGAUUUAACAACGUUUUCUGCUUCUUAGUCAAGAUGUUUGUCAUUUGCGGACCAAAGCUGUCCAUUUGCGGUUUCAUUAUCAGCAUUUGGGCCAUUAUAAUGAUGGGUCUGAUGGGAGUGUUCUUCCUAAUCAAGAGUCCACUGCUGCUGGAAGACAUCGGCCCUGCGACAGACGACGACUGGAAAGAUCGGAAGAAGAUUGACGCUAUAUUCCAGCAGAGUGCGUACAACUGCUGGGUGGUGGCGGGAGUUUAUGCCUUCCUGGGGCUCUUCAGCUACUUCCAGAUGAGGAUGAACAGCAGACAGCAGUACGUCGUCACGUAAAGACACAGCCACCGCAAAAAAUAGAUAAUGUUAUACGCAACUCAUUUUUUUUGUACAGUAGAAUCUUUGUUGUAAGAAAUGAUGAUGAUGAUAAGAAACUAGUUGUUACAAGUAUGAAAUAGUAGCCUGGGCGUCACACUGUAGGCCAGCUAGACCCUGAGCAGCAACUGAGGGGGUCUGUGGUAAAAUUUCCCUUGGGGACAUGUUGGCCCUGGAGCCACUGAGCUAGCCUGCCAACAGUCUGGCACCCAGGCUAAUGAAAUAGAGGAGGCCAGGGCAUGGAACUAUGCUAAUACAUUGUAGCUUGGAAGAAAACAAAAUGAGAGUUGAUUCUUACUCAUAAAAUACAUAUGUGGAUGUUGUGUAAGGUGUUAUUUGUGUUAUACAGUUUGUACUUGUUAUGAGAUAUUAGACAAUUUGCUGUUAGAAGCUGGACAAGCAAGAAUUGAUUGGUCUAAAAAUGUGAACUAAGACUUUUUCUGUCAUCGAUUAUUCAAAUUUUGACAACAAAGGGUUAUUUGGGGAUAUGUUGCUUCUUAUGUAUACUAUGAUAUGAGGUUUAGGGUAUGUAUAUGAUGAUCUGAUGGUGUCAAUGUUAUACAUGGUUCCACAAUCCAGCUCUGGAAAAGGAGUUUUCCAUUUCUUUGUGGCUCUAUUAGUGCUGUACUAACUAAUGUAAUAAGUUAUAGUAAAUUAUUAUGUGCAACUCAGUACAAAGUGAAGGGCUGAGCUUUUGGUAAUAAGAUGGUGAAUUGUGAGCUUUUCUUCUGAAGCGAUUAAGGCCUGAUAAUGUUUGGAAAAACAGUCCUGUAACAUAUUCUGAAUUUCAUUUGAUUUCUUUCAUCCUGAUUCUAUAUGAAAAGAAAUGCCUGUAAGUAGUUCUACAUGCAGACAUGAUACUAGGAUUAAAUAGUGAAUGUAAAAAGACAGAAGCUAGUGAAGUUUAACAGUACAAGCAAGUCACAUGAAGACUGAUAUAUUAUUGUGAACCAUAUGCAUAUUAGGUAAUUAUAAUAAAAUGUCAGGUAAGAUGAAAUAACACUCAACACGGAUGUCCAUCCAGUUCUUUGUAUCCAUUCAGUUGUAAAAUCUAGUACAGUAUAAAUGUGAAAAAAAGGAAGACUAGAACAAUUGCUGUACAUUGGUGGUAGUGUACAUGUUACUGUAUAUGGGAAACAAUGCUGCAGUUGAACACUUUAUGGACUGUUCAGCUUAUAUUCUAAUAAUAUGCAGUUGUUGGUGUGAUAGCUCUAUGUGUCAGUUACAAAGUCUGCAAACAAUUCCAAGAUAUUCAGAAAGACUAAGAAACUUGAUAUGACAAAUGAUGUUUUGGUGAAACUAUCGGUAAGCAUCGAUUUGUGAAUUUUAUGUACCUUAUCUUUACCACACCCCGUAUGUACAUUGUAUACAGUGUGCCCAAUACAAGUGCAAUACAACUU
This is a messenger RNA of Branchiostoma belcheri (Belcher's lancelet), 1847 nucleotides long. Its product is annotated as ribonuclease kappa-A-like. The record is from RefSeq and is a predicted model, not a curated record. Gene Ontology annotation, molecular function: RNA endonuclease activity. Bases 118 to 408 code for a protein of 96 amino acids. The transcript is spliced from 3 exons. NCBI's taxonomy places the organism in Eukaryota, Metazoa, Chordata, Leptocardii, Amphioxiformes, Branchiostomatidae.